Messenger RNA from Pseudogymnoascus verrucosus, 1346 nucleotides. RefSeq lists its product as uncharacterized. The record is from RefSeq and is a predicted model, not a curated record. Bases 198 to 770 code for a protein of 190 amino acids. The transcript has a single exon. NCBI's taxonomy places the organism in Eukaryota, Fungi, Ascomycota, Leotiomycetes, Thelebolales, Thelebolaceae.
CCCUCUAUGACGGCCCAAGCUACCUUUGGGGCAAAUGUUCCUGAGAGAUUGACAGGAAUUCGGCUUCUUGCGACCAUUAGACCAAAAUAGUUAUAUACGCUUGCUGAUUUAAACUUUCAAAAUCUCGAACCUUUUCAGUUACAGUUACCAACUCAGCGAAUUCUAAACCCCAGCGAGCCAGCAAAAUCUCUCCAAACAUGAGUGCAGACCCGUUCGACGAUCUCCUGGGCCUGGAAGAUAAAUUCUACGAUGAGGGCUACCAACUUGGGACCACCGAAGGCGCCAAAGCCGGGAAAAUAGAAGGUCGCGUCUUCGGACUGGAGAAGGGAUUUGAGAAAUUCGUCGAGGCAGGAAGACUACACGGCCGCUCAGUCGUCUGGGCAGGUCGACUUCCCCAAAACGAUACACCAGACAAGCCUACAUCCGUGGCCGAAAUCCAGCAAGGAGAGCCUCAGACCGCAGCCUCGAUCGCGCAGGGUACAACAAGCCUGCCGACACUAGCAAACCCACGCCUAGAGAAGCACAUCCGAGUCCUCUACGCUUUGAGCGAGCCGGCCAGUCUUUCAACCGACAACACCGAAGACGCAGUAUCCGACUUUGACGACCGUCUCAAGCGUGCACAUGCCAAAGUGAAGAUCAUCGAGCGACUAGUUGGGGAGGACAGCUCGUUGCUAGCUAGGAUCGGGGACAACCUCGGCCAGCAAGUUGGGGGCGGGAGCGCGGCGGAUAGUAGUAUCGAGGAUGUGAAUAUACUGAAAGCUCGGCAUUGAAACUCUAUUCAGUGGUUUCAGAAUUCCGAAGAGGAUCGGGACAAACCCGGGGGAUAAAGGAAGCCCUGAGUGGUCACUGAAUGCUGGGGUGGCGGUUGACCCCACGAUGAAUCCCGAUGCGCUGAAUGUCUUCGCGCUUGUGGCUGGGAGGGUGCGCAUGGGUUUGCGGGAAGACUCGCAACGGGUCGAGGCUGGGCAGGGUUGCAAGCCGAUGAUCUGAAUGGAGGGCUGCAAAGUGUCCAGGUUGGGUGGGCAAGGCUGAAUCGUCACAUGCGAGUCAACCUACCACAUGCAGUCCGGGGUCAAGGAGGCACCAGAUAGACGAGUGCACGGCUUCGGAGAGGCUGAGGUCACGAUGAUCAAACUAGAGGCAAGACAUAUGAUGUUUAUAGUUCGUUUUAUUUUCGUCGUUAUAUAGAUAACGAACACUGUGCAGCUUCUGCUGUGGCCACAUUUUGACGACCUCCGGGACUCGCCCGUCACACAGGUCUUGGUCUUCCUAUUUCAUUACAAGUAUCCAGCCAAGUAUCAACCUGUGUUUAAACCUGUAUCAUAACCCCCUCCCGGCCUCCAGCG